AUGGAUGCUCUAGGAAAAGUUCUAGGGGUGAAGGAUUUGGUCUUUGACAAGCAGCCAUUAGCUGAUCCUGUGCAUACGUUCCUGGCAUUUCCAAGGGAUAGCGAACUUCAAACUGAAAGUUCGUUAGCGCUGGAGCGCAAAAUACUAGAAAGUAAGGAACAGCUCCUCGAAGAGACCCUGAGCGACGUAAUUCCACAACUUAAGGACUACAUUCACAAUUUUCAGUCGAGAUUGGAUGCGCUGACAAAAGAUUUAAACUUCAUCAAGGGGAAGUCGACGGAAUUGAACCGGCUACUGCGAGAAAACUCCAGUAAACUCGCCGAGAUCAGUCCUCUCGUGAACGAUCUAGUGAUAUCACCGGAGGUAGUGCAACAGCUUCUAUAUGGUAAAAUAGACGCAUCCUAUAUUGAAAGCAUCUCGUAUCUGAAUGAUAAACUGGCGAUAUAUGAUCAAUACAAGAACAAAGAAACCCCCAGCGAUUAUCCCGAGCUCUGUGAGCUGCUACACCUGCUGAAACAAGUUUGCAUCGAACGGAGCAAGAGGUUCAUUGUGGUGCGUAUAAAACGCCUGCGUAACAGAGAGCCAGUUCCCUCGCAGCAGAUACAGAAAGAACUGUUAGACGUGCGGGAGAUCUUCCAGUUCAUCUCUCAAAAUAACCUAUCACUUGCAUUGGAACUACGGCAGGCAUACACAUACACGAUUAGGUGGUAUUAUAAAGAGUAUUUUGCACGCUACAUCAGGUCCCUGACCAUCCUCCAGUUUGCUAACAUCACGCAGCAGUAUGCCCUUGGCCAAGGGCUCUCGACAGCUUCUUCUGGUUCGUCGUAUAGCUCAUAUCUUUUGGGCCGUUCCAUACUCGAUAGCUCAUCCAACAACAUCGGCGAAAUGGUGGCUCAGUACUUCCAGGUUAGUAAGCGGCUAUCCGUCCUGCGACAGGAAGAUAAUACAGUAAUGGUCUCCCAGAUUGCAGAGAAUAAUAAGAUGAAAUAUUACCUUGAGACAGGUUUCCGAAACUUGAAUCUCGCAAUCCUCGACAAUUGUGGAGCGGAAUUAAAUUUCCUGAAUGAAUUCUUCCAUCUCGAUCCUGGCAGCGGUGAAGAGCUACGGGGACUAUUGGAGCAAAUCUUUCAACCCACGUUCGAAAACGCGAUUCAAUAUACGGAACAACUAGUCCGCAAUACGUUCGAUAUCUAUGGCGUGCUUCUUGCUAUUUGCCUGGCACAUUAUCUGCAAUUUGAGGCCCAGAAACGCAAGGUUCCUGUCAUGGAUGACUUCCUCAAUAGUCAGCUACUGCUGUUGUGGCCCAAAUUCCAGCGCCUUGUAGACUUCCAAUGCGAGAGUCUCCGCCAGAUACCAGCCACUACCGCUGUUGCACAAGUGGCUGGUGCAAGCAAGGACCCAUUGGUCACUCCUCAUGAACUGACCGUGCAAUUUUCCAAAUUCCUGGCUGGCAUACUGAUCCUGAGUUCCUUCCACAGAGAGCGAAUAGACGAGAAAGCCGAACCGCUCUACAACUCUGUCACGCGUAUUCGCAGUGAAUUUGAGAACACUAUUACCAGGUGCAGUAGAAAGAGCUCCUCGCCCGGAAAAUUCCUUGCGGUCAACUACAUGUACUUACUGAACGCUUUACAACAGAACCUGGGUUACAUCAACCAAGACGACAACGAGCCUCUGAUCUUGAAGGAUACCAGAGACCACCUAGGUAGGUUAAUAGAAAUGCACACUAGUGGUUAA
Molecule: messenger RNA, 1734 nt
Organism: Eremothecium gossypii ATCC 10895
Lineage: Eukaryota; Fungi; Ascomycota; Saccharomycetes; Saccharomycetales; Saccharomycetaceae
Gene: VPS52
Product: Vps52p
Exons: 1
Coding region: 1-1734 (577 amino acids)
Biological process (GO): endocytic recycling; Golgi to vacuole transport; retrograde transport, endosome to Golgi
Cellular component (GO): GARP complex
Molecular function (GO): syntaxin binding
Source: RefSeq, marked provisional